This is a messenger RNA of Bufo bufo (common toad), 420 nucleotides long. Its product is annotated as protein TAMALIN-like. The record is from RefSeq and is a predicted model, not a curated record. Gene Ontology annotation, molecular function: protein binding. Lineage: Eukaryota; Metazoa; Chordata; Amphibia; Anura; Bufonidae. The coding region runs from base 1 to 420 and encodes 139 amino acids. The transcript is spliced from 4 exons. Gene Ontology annotation, biological process: signal transduction. Gene Ontology annotation, cellular component: plasma membrane.
AUGUCAUUAUUCAGACGCCUGAAGAAGCCGCAUCACAAGGAGGGCUACACCUCCCCGCCAGACCAGGCCAUAUACCGGGAGAGAGACAAGGCUGAGCCCUACAUGGGGCUAAACAGCUAUAGGAGCGAUGACAUGUACAAGGCUCUGGUGGUCUCCGGCGCGACCCUUCCCAGGGCUAAGAAAGGAUCUCCAAUGGGUUGGAAGAACGUAAGCCAGGCAUCAGAGCAUCACAGGAAAACAGUCACUUUAGAAAAAGAAGAUUGUGAAACAUUUGGACUUGAGAUUAAGACGUACGAACUACAUCACAAGGACAAAAACGCUGUGGAAAUGUUCACGUUUGUCUGUCGGGUACACAAAGGAAGUCCUGCCAUGUGGUGUGGGUUGAAAAUUGGUAAGUGUGUUUAUUUUUUUUCAAGAUAA